CCUUGUUCUCUAUUUUCACCAUAAAUAUUAUAAAUAAUUUGUAUUUAUUUAAAUCAAGAUCUUUAUCUUAUGGCGUUCCGGAUUCGGCCUAAAAAUUCCGUAAAGUUGUUCGAAGAUUCGCACUAUUUUAAAACUAAAAAUAAAACAUAUAUUGUUCUUAUCCAUCUUCCUGAAUGUGGAGGCUUUGAAACUUAAAAUGAAAUAGAAAGUAGUUGAAAUUUUAAGUAAAAAUUCGUUAUGAAGAGGAUGUUUCACCCAUUGAUGGUGCUAACCCACUUCGUGUCCCUGCUAAACACACUUUGAGAUCAUAUGAGUGUGUUUAAAUACAAGUGUGUGACACACGAUCUAUGAUUGAACCAUAGCCAGAUGUGUGCCUCAGAAUUCGUCCUUAGGCAAGAGAUUUUCUUCUUCUAUUUUGGAGUUAUAAAGGUGGGUCAAGAGUGACAAAAAAUAUUGUGUAGGAAACAGUUGUCACCAUGAGCUCGUCAGAUGAAGACAUUCAAUGGCGAUGUGACAAGAGCGGACAGGAAAGAUUGACAGAUCGCAACAGGUCAUCUUACAAUUCUGAUUUCUACAAUCGACCACCAUCUUAUUCCUCAUCAGUCAGCAAUCAAACAGAGGUUAAGAGAAGGAUUAGCGAUGGGAACUUUGCUUUUUCUAGUACUUCUAAUAGCAGCACCGAGACUAGAGAUCUCUUCAGCAAGCCCUCAAACGUGACGGGCAGGACGUCACUUCUGGACGCCCUAGAGAUUUUAAAGCAGCAACAAGAGGAGAUCAAAAGAAUGCAGUCGCUUCACGAUCAGCAGCUGCAGCUCAUCUUGGACAGCCAGCCCAGUCUGCAGCACUACUUGGAGUCCGCCCAUCAGAUGUCGUUAGGUGAUCAACUAACUGCAGUGGAAGAUCAAGUACCUCCUCUGCCACCGAAAGGAGUUAGAAAUUCCAAUACAGUGGGUGUGUGCACUGGUGUCCAGGAAGAAACGAUCUAUGUCCAGUUAGAACGCCUCUAUGUGAAUGCCAAAAUCUUCAAGACCAGGAAUGCUGUGACACAGAGGCAGAGCGGGCUCUAUGACGACGUUCUGAGGAGUGAAAUCUGCUCCUUGAAGGAAGCCAAUAAGAAACUGAAAGAGAAAAUUAUGGACCUAGAGAAAAAACAACACAGUCAACGUGUCAGCAGCAGACUUGACCUGCAGGUUCCUGAUUCGACCUGGUCGCUGGGCUCUGGCAUGAAGGGAAGCAAGUCACUGAGCAGGCUGGACGACUCUAAGUCUGAUCGUCUCAGCACGUACAGUGUUAAUACACCAGCUGUGACAGGUCGACCCACCUCUCCAGUCCCUCCUCCUUUCUUGACCCAAGACGUCCAGCCCAGAGAUAUGACCUUUAGAUGGACCAUCAACAAUUAUUUGAGGAGACUGAGAGAAGAAAGGAGAAGCGGCACCAAGCAGAGUUCUUGCCCUUUUUAUUUGUAUCACUGUGGUUACAAGGCAAGGCUAGAGGUGUAUCUGAAUGGAAAUGGUACCGCCAAAAACAGGUGCAUCUCUGUGUUCCUGAGAAUCGUCAGAGGGGAGUAUGACAGAUACCUGAAAUGGCCAGUCAACCUUCACCUUGUUGUUACCCUGGUCAAUCAAGCAGAUAGUCGAACAGAUUCCCUCAAGGGAAGCGGGAACAUAUUCCAAUACCAGCAGCCGAUUGGCGGGUCUGACUUUGAAAGUGAUAGCUGGGGUCUCAUUGAGUUCGUCAAGCAUGACGUCAUCAAGAGUAAACAUUAUGUCCGAGACGAUCGUCUGGUCCUCAAAUGUAAUGUCACCAUAAUGGUAUGACCGGAUGCUGGACGCAUCACACUUGUACAGACUGUGUUUAUGACUUUUUUUUUAUUCACAAAGAUAAUAUAAAUUGACUGUCUAUCUGUGUGUCUGUCUGUUUUGUACCGUUUUAGUACAUGUUAUUUCAGCCACACUUUACACAGUUAUCUUUUGUACUUAACAAAACAUGAAUUAAUUAAAAAAAAACAACAACAAUUGGUCAAUUAAUUGGUGGCAGCUAAUUAGCGAAAUGAUGUCAAAAAGGGAAAUAAACCAUAAAGUGCUUAGAUAUUUAGUUAUACAUGUGGAUUUGUUCCCCUUUGUUAUGCAUUAUUUAUAAAAAUAUUUUUUUAUUUUGCUUGUUUCUUUAUAUAAAACUUUUAAAUUAUUAAUUAGAAAGUUGUCAAUAUUGGUUAAAGUAUUAUUGUAAAAUUGUAUAUACUUAUUCAAAUUGUAUAGUAUUUACAUCGAUUUUCGUAUCUAGUCAGUUGUUAUAUUGUUAUAGGAUAGAAACUAUUUG
Molecule: messenger RNA, 2319 nt
Organism: Biomphalaria glabrata
Lineage: Eukaryota; Metazoa; Mollusca; Gastropoda; Planorbidae
Product: TNF receptor-associated factor 3-like
Exons: 10
Coding region: 477-1817 (446 amino acids)
Molecular function (GO): protein binding
Source: RefSeq, a predicted model, not a curated record